AUGGAGGUCAGCCCGAUAGAUAUAGGUCACACGAGUGAUGAGCAUGAAUUGAGGUCAAAUCUGCGUGAAAGCAGCAAUGAGCCUGUGCAUGCGGAAGAAAUAGAAGACAAUAAUGAAGAAAAGAAAAGUGAGCGUGAAGAACCAGGACAAGAGCAGGGCACCGACCAGGAAGAGGAAUAUGACCCCGAAAUCGAACACGAAAUCGAACACACUGAAGAUAAUCCUGAAAGUGAGCACGAAAAGGUAGAUACAUCUGAUGAUCCUCAUGAGCAAAACAGUAAUAAUCAGGAGAAAGAGGACGAUGACCACGAUGAUGAAUAUGAGCCAGAAGGAGACCAAGAUAGCUCUAAAACACCACCUGAGGCCGCAAAUGUAGGUGUAAAUGACUCUAAUGAUGAUGAUGAUGAUGAUGAUGAUGACGACGAGUAUGACCCAGAAAGUGCAUAUGAAGAGAUAUCAGUGACGAAAGCUACUGGGGCCUCGCCAUCGCUGCAGAACGAUCCUCUAAUUGAAAAACCUGACGAAGAAGAUGAAUAUGAUCCAGAAGUUCCUUUGAACGAUCCCGAACCCCACCAAAGAGAAGACUAUGGAUACGAACCUAAACCUAAGGCCAGUAAUAUCAUAAAAGGUAAGCUUCCGGCUGGAUUACCCCCUAAACCGCCUGUAAAUGCUGCGGAAAGAUCAACAGCGAAGAAGGAUCCGCAACAACAGUUGAAAGAAGCAUACGAUGCGAUAAUGCAAAGCGAAAUUGUAAAAGAUCCAAAUUUUGUAAAUUUACCUCAAACCGAACAAAUGAAAUUGAUAAUGGAGCAAUUAUCUCAGAGAAAUGUUAAUUUGUCUGGAACUGCUAUUGCCUCUAACCCAAGCAAUGUUAAUUAUGACCAAGUUUAUUCUUACAAUAAGCCGUUUAAGAAUUUGAAAAACCCAAUUCCUCUUGUACCGGUCAACGAAUUUUGUCGAAGACCAAAUAUAACAGCACCAAUGACUCCUGAAGAAGAAAAAGCGUACGAUGAUUUUAUUAAAAGAGAGGCAUACUAUAUGAAUUUGCAGAACUGGGAUGAAUUCCCAGAUAAACUGAGAUUAUUCAUUGGUAACCUUCCAGCAAACACUAUUUCAAAACAAGAUUUAUUUCGAAUUUUUAGUCAAUAUGGUGAUGUCAUUCAGAUUGCUAUAAAGGCAGGCUAUGGUUUUACUCAAUUCAGGACAGCAGAAGCAUGUUUAGAAUGUAUCAAAGGAGAGUCCAACGUUCCUUUACACAACAAGAUCAUGAGAUUAGAUGCUUCUAGGCCGCAAAAAUCUAGACGUCCAGGAAAGCCAGAAAUUAAUAACCCUAACUUAGCUUCAAGAGGAAGAGAUAGAUCUCCUGAUGAAUCGAGUGGUAAAAGAGGUAGAGAUGAACAGGCCCCCGGUAAUCGUUAUGGUUAUGGAGAGAACAAGAAGCAAAAAAGUGUUGUUCCUGAUUGUCAAGUCUAUAUAACAGGUAAAUCUUCAGUUUUCUUUAUUAGAAAAGUCAAAAAGGCAUUUUCAAGUAGUCAAGUCUCAAUUGAAGUGGAAGAUAUCACCCAUAGAGAUAUAAAUGAUGUUAUCAGUGAGGCUGCAUAUUCAGGCGUUUUAGGCACUUGUGUUAUUAAAGAAGCAAAAGUUGACGUUCAGACUUUUGAAAAUACUAGCGACGGUGGAAUUAAGUUUGACGAAUAUGCUGAUAUCGAUCCUGAAAUAGCAGCUGACAUUUUAAGUAAAGCAAAGUUCAAAAAAUACGGUAAUACUGCAAGCCCACAGCCUUACGUGUAUGGAAACCAAAACCAGAACCAGAACCAGAACCAAAACAAGAGUUAUGUUGCUGCAAUGAAUAAUGAUUUUUACGAUACUGGAUAUGGUGGUAACCGUAGAAGUGGUGGAAGAAAUGACCAGCACGACAAUCGUGGAAGAUCUGGCCGAAAUGAACGUGGGCGAGGAAAAGGUGGAAGAAGCAACAACAACAACAACAAUAACAACAAUUGGGAAAGUCACCAUGGUAACAAUAAUAUGUACAGCCAAAAUGUUCCAUAUGGUCAGCCUCCAGCUCCAAAUUACGGAUCUCCACAACCUGCUUAUAACCAACCACCUGCAGCUCAAGCUGAUCCAAAUAGUCAGGCUAACCUUAUCCAAACAUUACAAGGUAUGGAUCCAGCUUCAAUGCAAAACAUGAUAGCUUUAUUGCAGCAACAACAGCAACAACAACAACAGCAACAGCAGCAGCAGCAGCAGCAGCAUCAAAGGCGCCCACAGUCUAUCCAAUCUAUGGGCAUGGAACAACCAAUGACUCAAUCACCAUAUGGAUAUAAUCAACCACUUAACUAUGGUCAAGCUGCGCCCCACCCGCCUCCUCCUCAGAGUCAUACACAAGCUCCAAGUGGACAAGUUAAUUCUUUGUUAUCUCAAUUGCAAUCUUCGCUGUCUUCUGGAUAUAAUCCACAGCAACAAUCACAACCGGCUAAUUCUACACAGUCAUUAAUGGAAACAUUGGCUAGAUUAAGUCGAAAAUAA
Molecule: messenger RNA, 2526 nt
Organism: Debaryomyces fabryi
Lineage: Eukaryota; Fungi; Ascomycota; Pichiomycetes; Serinales; Debaryomycetaceae
Gene: NAB3
Product: Nab3p
Exons: 1
Coding region: 1-2526 (841 amino acids)
Molecular function (GO): RNA binding
Source: RefSeq, a predicted model, not a curated record